Molecule: messenger RNA, 1070 nt
Organism: Elaeis guineensis (African oil palm)
Lineage: Eukaryota; Viridiplantae; Streptophyta; Magnoliopsida; Arecales; Arecaceae
Product: ATP synthase subunit b', chloroplastic
Biological process (GO): proton motive force-driven ATP synthesis
Molecular function (GO): proton-transporting ATPase activity, rotational mechanism
Source: RefSeq, a predicted model, not a curated record
AAAGCCCAAAGCCCAAUCCAAUAUGUGGCAAAGAUUAGGAUAGGGUUCUUCCCCGCGCUCCCUCCAUUCAUCAUUCUUUCCCCUUCUCUUCCCUCCUCUCAUCAAUCCCCAUUCUCUCAGUCCCUUCCCUCCUCCCGAAGGCCGAAUCCCAAGGAAUUUGAAAUCCGAGGCGAGCUUAAGACCAUAAACAUGGCGAGCACGGUCAUGGCCUCCUCCUCUUCCGCCGCUACCUCCCAAGUCCUCUCCAAUGGCAGAAGAACCCGCCCUCCCUCUCCCCUCCCACUCAUCCCCAAAGUCGUCGUCGCGGCCGCCAAAUCCGACUCCCGCAGGACCGCUACCACCAACAAAACCUCCCUUCCUCGGCGCCUCCUCGACUCCCUGCCCCAAAAGGCAGCCGCGAUCGCCGCCGCAGCGGCAGCCGUAUCGCCGCUGCCGGCGCUGGCGGAGCAGAUGGAGAAGGCGGCGCUGUUCGACUUCAACCUGACCCUUCCGGCGAUCGCGGUGGAGUUUCUGCUAUUGAUGGUGGCGCUGGACAAGCUUUAUUUCACGCCGCUGGGGAAGUUCAUGGACGAGCGGGACUCGGCGAUCCGCGCGAAGCUGGGGGAGGUGAAGGACACGUCGGAGGACGUGAAGCAGCUGGAGGAGCAGGCGGCGGCGGUGAUGCGGGCGGCGCGGGCGGAGAUCUCCGCGGCGCUGAACAAGAUGAAGAAGGAGACGUCGGCUGAGCUGGAGCAGAAGCUCGCCGAGGGCCGGAAGCGAGUGGAGGCGGAGCUCGCCGAGGCGCUCCAGAAUCUGGAGAAGCAGAAGGAGGAUACCAUCAAGGCGAUGGACUCCCAAAUCGCCGCCCUCAGCGACGAGAUCGUCAAGAAAGUCCUCCCCAUGGCCUGACAGGUGUUCGAUUGUUUGCUUGCUACCCCUCUCCCCUUCUACUUAUUACCUCUUCCUAACUCUCUCCUCUCCCCUUUUCUUGGUAACAUCCUCUUGCUCCCCUCAUUUCUUGUUCGUAUAAUGUAUUGCUAUUUUGAAAUAUGAAGUCAAAUUGCAACGGGAUUUAAGGGUAAAAUUUCCGA